Messenger RNA from Kazachstania africana CBS 2517, 987 nucleotides. RefSeq names its product leucine carboxy methyltransferase (gene PPM1). The record is from RefSeq and is a predicted model, not a curated record. Gene Ontology annotation, molecular function: protein C-terminal leucine carboxyl O-methyltransferase activity. The transcript has a single exon. NCBI's taxonomy places the organism in Eukaryota, Fungi, Ascomycota, Saccharomycetes, Saccharomycetales, Saccharomycetaceae. The coding region runs from base 1 to 987 and encodes 328 amino acids. Gene Ontology annotation, biological process: C-terminal protein methylation.
AUGACGAAUCUAGCAAUACAACAGACGGAUUAUGACGCAUUUUCCAGCAAAAUUGCAGCAAUUCAAAGAGGUUAUCUUCCCCCUAGCUCAAAAAAUGCCUUGAACCAGGAUUAUGACGAUGCAGAUGCCUGGCUGUCCAAAUUGUAUAUUAAUUUCAAGGAACUCCAUAUGAACUAUUUAAAUGUAUUAAGAAGUAAGAACCGUAGAGUAUAUUCAAAGAUAAACAAGGCUAGUUUAAAUUCAUUUCCUGUGAUGAACUAUGGUACGUACCUCCGAACGGCUGCCAUUGAUCUUUCUGUUUUACAAUAUUUAAAUGAUAGUACUUUUGAUAAGUUUCAAAUCGUCAAUCUUGGAGCAGGGUCAGAUUUGAGAAUGAUCCAAUACUUGAACAUGUUUCCAGAUCGAUUAGAGAACUUUGUGGAUAUAGAUUUCGCUGAAGCUGUUCAACUAAAGCAGGGAAUAAUCAAUGACCUAGGGUUCAAGAACGACAAGUACCAUUUGCUAGCUUGUGAUUUAAAGCAGGAUAUUAAGAAGACAAUGGAGACCCUUGAAUCGAGGUUAGAUUUGAGUACACCCACUAUAAUAAUUACAGAGUGUAUGUUGUGCUAUUUACCCGAAACUCAGUCGCAAUUGUUGAUUGAUAAUUGCAUGAAAAGCUUUGAAAAAGGUUGUUGGAUAUCUUAUGAUCCUAUCGGAGGUGACCAACCGAGUGAUAGAUUUGGGAAAAUUAUGAAGAAUAAUUUGCAGGAAUCAAGAGGGCUAGAUUUACCAACGCUGCUAAUUUACAGCUCUACAGAAAAAUAUUUGCAAAGAUGGGCAGCAGAUAAUAAGGCGGAAAGUACUAUCUUAGACAUGUGGCAAUUCCACAAUAAGUACAUUUCAGCUAAAGAAAUGGCAAGGCUCAGGUCGUUACAAUUUUUGGAUGAAAUUGAAGAAUUGAAACUUAUGCAAUUACAUUAUGUCAUACUACAGUGUGAAUGGCAAUAG